This is a messenger RNA of Hydra vulgaris (swiftwater hydra), 3674 nucleotides long. Lineage: Eukaryota; Metazoa; Cnidaria; Hydrozoa; Anthoathecata; Hydridae. The record is from RefSeq and is a predicted model, not a curated record.
GGUACGCGGAAAUCGCGAUUUACGGAACCGAUUUUUAUGCUAAAAUUUUGGUUCUCGUUUUUUUCACUCUUUUUUAUGCAGCGUGAGGCAGACGUAGUUUUAAGUAGUUUCUUUUUAGAAACAUAUAUAGACAUAGAUACUUUUUGGAAAGAAGAAAAGUUAAUCUUGAUUUUUGAAAUACUUUUAUGUAUGGUUACUAAACUUUAUUAUGGAAUAUUUUGCUCCUGAAUAUUAGGUUGAUGUUCUCUCAUGAAUUUGUGGUCAAAGAAAUGUAGAGUCUGCUUUUUUUAUUAUUAAAAUAGCUUGUUUCAUGCAUUUUCUAUGCACAUGCCAAAUUUCAUCAAAAAAUAAGGAUAAGCAAUUAGUCUAAUUAGUGUUAUACCAAGUAUACCACUUUUUUCAGGUAGCCCUAGGCAAACGGUUUUUUGAGGUGGUUAUUUUUAGAAACAUAUAUUAACCUUGACGACUUUUGAAAGAAGAAAGAUUUGGCUUGAUUUAUAUAAACUUUUGUGUAUUGCUAACAUACCUUUUUAUGGAGUAUUUUGCUGAGAAUUUUGCAUGGAAAUUUGGCUGAUGUUGUAACAUAGAUUUGUAGUUGAAGAAAUGUAGAGUCUGCUUUUUUUAUUAUUAAAAUAGUUUUUUUCAUGCAUUUUCUAUGAACAUGCCAAAUUUCAUCAAAAAAUAAGGAUAAGCAAUUAGUCUAAUUAGUGUUGGACUUAAGGUACCUAAUUUCCAUUUUUUUGUUGUUGUUUUUUUUGGUAAGCAAAAUCCGGUAGGCGCCGAAAUCCGGGUAAGGGGGCGUUUCAACUAAAAAUCUUAUUUUGAAUUAUUGUGAUAUAUAUUAUUAGAUUUAAAAAAAUAUGGCAACAUAUAGCAAGAGUGUGUUAGAUGCCCUAACAGAAAAUCCUGCCCAGCUUUUUGUUGAUUUUUUGAAGUUUCUCGAAUCUACACAGCCCAUCACUGUUCCUUCUACAUCUGCUAUAAGGGUUACAUCUUCAGCACCUACUAUAACUAUUCCAGGUAUUCAACCUUCUGCUGGGUGGAUACUCCAACUUGCAUUUUGUAAUGUGGUUGGAUACAACUGGGCAGGAAGGGGGGCGUUUGGCGUGACACAUGUCCCGUCCCUUAUGUCAACUUAUACACCACUUGUAUAUGCUGUAAAAAAAAUCAAAAUGGCACAAAAUAAUACAUAUGCAAAGAAACAUGAAAACAUUCUUUAUAGCCAAGAGUUUAAGUUAAACUUUAGUAAAAGCGUUGGAGUAGAUUGGAAAAUUCUUGGACUUUGGUUAAAUAUUGAAGAAAACUGUAUUGACACAAUUGAUCAUGAUAAACCCAAUACCCUUGAAAAAGCAUAUAAAAUGCUAACUACGUGGAUUCAAAUGAAUGAUAAUCCAACACUUGAGGAGUUGAAAACAGCUUUAAGGAACAUGGAUAGAAUUGAUCUAAUAAGAAAAAUAGAUGAAUUAACAAAAACUUUGAGUUCACCAGAAAGUUCUACCAGAACUUCUUCUAAGAAAGAAACUUCGAGUUCACCAGAAAGUUCUACCAGAACUUCUUCUAAGAAAGAUACAUCAGAGGUGUGCACAGCACUGAAAAAAUAUUAUCGUGAAAAUUAUAGAAAAAUAAAUGAAAUUCAACCACCAUUAAAAGUACCUGCAAGUGUUGAUCUAAUGAAUAACUUUGUUGAUCUAUGUAUCGUUGAUGCAGUUAAUACUCAAAUGGAUGCUGUUUUUAAUUUUGAGCGAAAAAAAUUUCUUGAAAAGCAAAUGAACUAUACACUUAUUUCAUAUAGUGAAAUUUUUAUGAAAGAAAAAUCUGUAAUAUUAAUAUCUGGAAUAGCUGGUAUAGGAAAAACAUGGUUGCUUCGAAAAUGUUUGCUUGAUUGGUCAAACAAUUUAAUUUGGAAAAAUGUUGAACUUGUGUUUUAUUUGGAAUGCAGAAGGCUUAAUCAAUAUCAAAAUAUUUCUAAUAUUAAUGAAUUACUAAAUGUUUUCUACAAAGGUAUUAUAAAUGAUUAUGAUAUUAGUACUCAUUCUACGCUGUUUAUAAUUGAUGGAUUAGAUGAGUUUAAAUAUUUACAUGAACUAAUAAAUUGCAGUGCGAGUAGUAACUAUCCAAUUGUUAAUGUUUUAACAGAAAUUCAAAAAUAUAAAUAUGUAGUUGCUGGUAGAGUUCAUGCAAUUGAUCAGUAUCAAAGUAUAUCUACAGAGGGUUGUGAUAAGAUAAACAUUCAAAUUAUGGGAUUUAAUGAAGAUGGAAUAAAUAAUUAUAUAGAAAAUAAUGUUUUAGAGGAAAAAAAAGAUGUUGUGAAAGCAAAUUUGAAGGAAUCUGCAAUUGCAAAAUCAAUGUCAUCUGUUCCAUUUUAUUUAUCUUUCAUGUGUAAGAUUAUGAGUAUUUCAAAAAAUUUAUACAAAAAUUCUUUUUUAACAAUGACAGACUUGUAUGCAAAUAUUUUUUUACACUUUUUGCAAAAACACAUUAUCAAAAACAAUGAAUCGUUUUCUCACUUUAUGGAAAACAAUUUCAAUAAAAAAUAUGUUUUAAACAUUUGUAAAAUUGCGUAUCAAUUAUUUGUUGAAAAUAAAGUAAUUUUUUCCAAAGAAGACAUUCAAACUUUCAUCAUUGACUUUGAUAAAAAUGAAAAAACUUUUUUUGGAUUUAUUGAAAGGAUUGAAACAAGUCUAGGUGAAUAUAUUUAUCAAUUUGCACAUUUGACAAUAAUGGAGUUUUGUGCAUCUAUAUAUGCAUAUAAUUGUUUAAGUAGUGAAGAGAUUAUGACUAAUGAAAAGCUGAAGAGUUGUUUAUCAAUGAUUUGUGGUUUAACCAAUAAAAAUCAAAAUAGUUCCUUAAAGUUUCUUGUUAACCUGAAUCCUUUAAAACAAACUUGUGAAGAUUCUUUAUUUUUGUUUUCUAUUUUUGAUCGUCUACUUAAAUUAUCUCAUCAAAGUAUUGAAGAAAACGAUUUUCAACUUGAAAACAAUAAUCAACUUCAAUUUUAUUACGUUAAUUUAUUCAUUGAAUGUUUUUAUGAAAGUCAAUCAUCAUUAACUGAUGAAAUAAAAUUAAUCGUCGAUGAACGAGAGUGGAAGAUUUUGAUUCACGAUGGAAAAACUUCUUACGAAACUUCUUGUGAAAAUUAUUUCGUAAAUCAUUACAUUAAAUCUGGAAGAAAGUUAUCGAAGUUAUUUGUUUAUAAAAGUGUUGAUAAAAAUAUUUUAAGUGAUGAAGAAAAAAAUCUUAUAAUUAAAUGUUCAACAAAUGUUCGCGAUGUCGUCUUUUCUUGUCCAAUUAAAUUAGAAGGAUGGAAACCGAAAGAUAAGAUUGAAUUGUUGGAGAUACAUCUCACAUCACGUUAUUUAAUAACGAAAAAAGAUUUUGAAGAAAAUUUUCUUCCGUGGAUUAUUCUUUGUGAAAGAUUACAUCUUUUACUUCACGACGACAACGAUUUCAUUGAAGAGAUUUGUGAAUGGAUUCGUUGUUCGAAUGUCAAGUGGUUGUGGAUCGAGUACCGUGGAAAACAUUUUGAAAUAUAUUUUGAAAACCUCGAUGAAUUAAAAAACUUUAUAACACAUUUUCUCACACCUACUAGCAAUGGGUUAGCAGAAAAUUAUGCAGGAUUUUUUGAUGUUCCAGAUAAACCACUUCCACACAUUGUGCAAACUCCAAAUAAAUAA